CUUAACCAAUGCCGUAUCCAAUUUUACCAGCUGUUAGUGAGAAUAGUGACGAGUAUACUGAUGUAUCUAAACAUGUAAAAUCGCUCCAGGCGAGACUGGGAUUAGCCCGAUUCAAGAUGACACAGGGCUGGGAAACGUCAACGUUGAUGGAUGUGGAACAAAUGUGGAAAGAAAAGCAGCAAAAGAUGAUGAAAUCGUUUCCUACACCACGAUUUACGCAGCGAGAUAUUAUUGAUAAAAGAGUAUACAUACCUUCACCAGGCGCUCGUCAUGCCAAAGCUAAAAAGACCAAAUUAGUGAGAACCUAUUCAAACCCGAUACAACAGCAACAACAAUCUAAACCUGCACUUCAUCUUCAUCCACAAAAAGAGCAUUAUCACCCGAUGGACUCGUCGUCAUCUUCUUCUGAGGGAGAACAGGCUGUAAGAAGACGAUCUAUCACGCUUCAUUCACCACCCCACGUAAGGAAUUCAUUGGAUUAUCUAUCUUAUGCUAUUGCCAUGACAGAAAAUGAACCGGUUAUCAUGUCUUCACAACCGUUACCAGAUGUGACCGAGAUUGAACCCAACUUAAUUGAUAGCUUAAAAGUAUCCACAUCUACUACUCCACCGAAAUUAAGUCCUCCUCCAUCACCUGUCACUUUAGCUGCAAAAGCAAUCAUGAUGUUUGUCAAUCACCCUACACAACCAGCUCAUAAUUCUCAUUGAAAGAAAAAGCCUAUAUCCCCCCACCCCUACCGCAUUCAUGUGAUAAAAAAAUAGCUCUUUUUUUUCUCUUUUGUACAUUUAUUUCAUUUGCUGUAUCCUAUAUUUUUUUUUUCUUAAUAAAAAAAUUGAAAAAAAAAAUAGUGGAUACAAAACACGUAUC
Molecule: messenger RNA, 867 nt
Organism: Mucor mucedo
Lineage: Eukaryota; Fungi; Mucoromycota; Mucoromycetes; Mucorales; Mucoraceae
Exons: 2
Coding region: 9-707 (232 amino acids)
Source: RefSeq, a predicted model, not a curated record